UUAACUCUGGCUUAAACGUUAAAAUAUACAAACAAAAUUAUUUAGAACUUAAUGUUUUUAAGGUGUAUAACAUACAGCAGAGCAUUGGCAGAAUUUGUUGUACGAAUAAUGAGACAGAUGUUAAUGAAGAUAAGCUGCUAAUGGUUGUUGUGGAAAUGAGGCGGGAAGAACAAAAAUUUAUUCGCAACGUAGUGUUCAUUCAGAAGAAUAUAUUGUCACCGCUUUCGAUGACCAACAGUUGAACGACAUCGAGAAAUUGUGCGUAAAUCAAAACAAAAUAAUUGUGAUGGAUACCACAUUCAAUGUGUGUGAUAUGUGGCUUACAGAUAUCGGCUAUCAAAACCUCCGACUUGUAAACGACAAAGGUAAUCAUCCUUGGUUUUAUGGUCCCGUCCUUUUGCAUAUGAGAAAAACACCUGAAACAUUUUCACGUUUUGCAACAGAAUUUCUUUUAGCCAACAGCAAAUUACGUAGCCUAACUUAUUUGGGUACUGAUCUUGAACGAGCAUUAUUCCAAGGGUUUAAACAUGUCUUACCUGAUCUUAAAAGUCUGCUUUGUGUUAAAAACAUGUCUGAUCGAGACAAAAAAAAGUUGACACAGCUUGGUGCAAAGGGGCAGAAAAAAUUUUUAGCGGAUAUCUAUGGCAUCAAUGACGGCGUUGUUAUGGAAUUAGGAUUAGCGUCAGCUGAAGAGGAGGACGAUUUUAAAGCCAAGCUUGACUCUUUGAAGGAGAAUUGGGAGGACCUUGCUCCAACUUUCCACGACUGGUUUUCGAGGAAUCGAGGAAAACAGUUUAUUGAAAGCGUGAUCGAGUCGGCGAGAGAGGGAUCUGGUCUGGAUGGGCUAUUCUACAACAAUGCAAUCGAAUCACUUCUUUCCAUUUUAAAAAUGGAAACUGGAAAUAAAAAACUUGGAAUUAUCGAGCUUAUUUCAAAAGUGAAGGUCAUUAUUCAGAGACAAAGAACUGAAGAAGUUCGAGCUGUUUACCAGUCUGGAAAGUACAGAUUAGCAAAUGAUUACAAUCAAUUUCAGGUUGAUCCAAUCACUUGGCACCGUUGGGACGAGGCACGUAGAAUGGAGCAUGUAAACAGUCGACAAUUUUCACCAUCGUUCAGUGACCUGUAUAUAACAUCUAAAAACGUUGGGAGGAAGCCAAACCACAUUAAUCGCAAACGCCACUUCACAGAUGCAGUAAUAGCCGAGGAAAGGAUUGAUACAACUCAAACCCCGGUCACACCACUAGUUGUUAAAAAGAAAAAAAAUGGCGAUUAUCAUUGCCAGAAGGUGAUGCCUGUUGAUUUAACUAUGAUUAACCCUAAACGAAAGACCUCUGGGAAAUAUAUGAUGCUACGACUCAAGGCAAUGCAUAAAAUGGUUGCAAGAUGUGUCUCACCAAGUUGUACCAUGAGAAUUACGCCGCAAGACUUUCUCAUCAUCAAGUCUACUGGCGUCGUUACAUUCACCGACAAAUAUAAGAAAGUGCAGAAGAGAGAAGGUCCUGUCUAUGUCCAUUUUCUCGAAGAAUGUUUGAAGGGCUACGUUGAGAACUUUAAGUAUGAAAACGUGACCGUAUCCGACGAUACGAAAAACAAUCUCACUACUGCACAAUGUAUCUUUUUGCUUUCGCUAGGAAUACCCAUUAUAUUGUAAAUAUGUUUUUCACUAUAUUACAGUAGCUAACUAAGUACUAUUAAUGUUUCUAUUACCAUUAAGGUCAAUCCAGCGCGUGAGGUUUUUUGUGCGUGUGUUUUGCCGCGCCCCUGACGGUACCAAAUUAAUAAAUUAGUUCCACCGACCAUCAUGACAGAGAAUCAGGGCAGAGGAGACUGGGAGUUAGAAGCUAAAUCACUGCUGCGGUAUAUUAGCAUUUCAUCCACAGAAAUAAAGGAGGUUUUAAUAUAGAAGGAGGGAAUAUUGGAGUUUAUUUUUUCAUCAAAGCAUUGCAAUUGCUAUGCUACUGCUGGAUUUACUAGAGAGGCGGAACAACGCUUACGCGCAAUUUUUAUACUGACUAUGUACAGGUCUGAAAAAGUACCCUAAAAAGAGUAUAUGAUAUAUGAUUUUCACACUUGAUGUUUUUGACUAAAGAAAAUUCUUUACUAUCAAUUAUAUUUCUUUGUAGUAAAUGAUUAUCGAAAACACAAUGUCCAGUGCAACAUACGUGUUCGAGUAAAAUUUUUAAAAAGAGUUAAAUUUCUCCGUAAUUAAUUCGAAAUCUUCUUUUGGAUGUACGCAUUCUCACUGUAUUUAAGAUCGGCGCAGUUUGCGCAUGACAUUUGAAAUCGGCUGGGUGAUUCUGGCUGAUUCUGGCUGAUUCUGGGUGGCUCUGGCUGAUUCUGGGUGGUUCUGGGUGAUUUUGGGUGGUUAUGGCUGAUUCUGGGUUGUUCUGGGUAGUUCCAUAGUUUAGUAAUACCGGUUGUUGUGCAACCUGGUGUACUAAUAGAAGUAAUUCAUAAAUAUACAGCAUUUGUUGUGCUACGCCACUUAUAUACAACUGUUGUACAAUUGUUGCUAAUAUGUUUAUGUUACUGAUUAAUUAAGAAACAAAAUAGAAACAAAAAAAUAGAGCAGAAAAGAUUACUGGUUCUACCCCACCAUUUCCUUUCAAAAAAAUGCUGCACCACGAAUACGGAAAGUCGUUUAGUUGGACAUUGAAGAAUGUAUUUGUAACUAUGCUAUGAGAUUCAGGAUACAGAUCCUAAAUAAUUUAACUUGAGAUGAACUGAAAAGCUAUACGACAGGAAUUGUUUUUUCUAAUAAAUUUAAGUGUAGAGCAACAAAUCACAAAAUUGUCUGCUUAGUAAAGAUUGGUAGCUAUGAAUGAUUCACUAAAAAAAAAAGAAGGAGAAAUACCUUUAUUAAAACAAUGUUAUUUCAAAUUAUGGCAAACCAUUAAAAUGUAAAACUUUUUAAACAACAGCAGAAAAAAAAACACAAACUUUUUGUUAACUUUACCAUCAUAAAAAUAGUUUCAAAACUUACCGUAACAUCGGAAUAAUGAUUGCGAAAUGUGUUUGUAGCUUGAACCUCCGAUCAAGCUACAGAAUAAAGAAUGUUCUUUAAAAAAUAAUAGUCAUUAAACACAGGGGAUAGAACCAUGUAAAGCUGUCUAGCAUCAUGUAAUAUGUUUCGGUAAUUUAAUCUUAUCUUUCAAAAAGUAAAACUAGACCAGAAAGUACUUAUGAUCAAGGCAUUGACAAUUCUGGAGGACCAUUUCGAUAUUCUUCGCAAUCCACGCAGCCACGAAAUCAAAAACAGGUAUUACCAGUUUUCUAUUUUAACUCUGGCUUAAACGUUAAAAUAUACAAACAAAAUUAUUUAGAACUUAAUGUUUUUAAGGUGUAUAACAUACAGCAGAGCAUUGGCAGAAUUUGUUGUACGAAUAAUGAGACAGAUGUUAAUGAAGAUAAGCUGCUAAUGGUUGUUGUGGAAAUGAGGCGGGAAGAACAAAAAUUUAUUCGCAACGUAGUGUUCAUUCAGAAGAAUAUAUUGUCACCGCUUUCGAUGACCAACAGUUGAACGACAUCGAGAAAUUGUGCGUAAAUCAAAACAAAAUAAUUGUGAUGGAUACCACAUUCAAUGUGUGUGAUAUGUGGCUUACAGAUAUCGGCUAUCAAAACCUCCGACUUGUAAACGACAAAGGUAAUCAUCCUUGGUUUUAUGGUCCCGUCCUUUUGCAUAUGAGAAAAACACCUGAAACAUUUUCACGUUUUGCAACAGAAUUUCUUUUAGCCAACAGCAAAUUACGUAGCCUAACUUAUUUGGGUACUGAUCUUGAACGAGCAUUAUUCCAAGGGUUUAAACAUGUCUUACCUGAUCUUAAAAGUCUGCUUUGUGUUAAAAACAUGUCUGAUCGAGACAAAAAAAAGUUGACACAGCUUGGUGCAAAGGGGCAGAAAAAAUUUUUAGCGGAUAUCUAUGGCAUCAAUGACGGCGUUGUUAUGGAAUUAGGAUUAGCGUCAGCUGAAGAGGAGGACGAUUUUAAAGCCAAGCUUGACUCUUUGAAGGAGAAUUGGGAGGACCUUGCUCCAACUUUCCACGACUGGUUUUCGAGGAAUCGAGGAAAACAGUUUAUUGAAAGCGUGAUCGAGUCGGCGAGAGAGGGAUCUGGUCUGGAUGGGCUAUUCUACAACAAUGCAAUCGAAUCACUUCUUUCCAUUUUAAAAAUGGAAACUGGAAAUAAAAAACUUGGAAUUAUCGAGCUUAUUUCAAAAGUGAAGGUCAUUAUUCAGAGACAAAGAACUGAAGAAGUUCGAGCUGUUUACCAGUCUGGAAAGUACAGAUUAGCAAAUGAUUACAAUCAAUUUCAGGUUAUAAUAUAAUUGUUGUAUACACUUUUUUUAUAAGAAACAGAAAAUUUUGCUUCAGCCUGAAAUGCACUUGCCAUUGUUCUUUUUUUUCAGCAAUUCUGAUCCUCAUUGUUCUUAUAAAAUUGUUCUUAUAUAAAAAAGUGUAAUUGUAUAAUUGGUAGUAACAUACUUGUUUUAAAAAAUUACUUUUCAUAGAUGCUGACAUAGUAUACGUUCACGUCGAAUAAAAUUUUAUUAUAAAUAAUUGCAAUAUUACAGGUUGAUCCAAUCACUUGGCACCGUUGGGACGAGGCACGUAGAAUGGAGCAUGUAAACAGUCGACAAUUUUCACCAUCGUUCAGUGACCUGUAUAUAACAUCUAAAAACGUUGGGAGGAAGCCAAACCACAUUAAUCGCAAACGCCACUUCACAGAUGCAGUAAUAGCCGAGGAAAGGAUUGAUACAACUCAAACCCCGGUCACACCACUAGUUGUUAAAAAGAAAAAAAAUGGCGAUUAUCAUUGCCAGAAGGUGAUGCCUGUUGAUUUAACUAUGAUUAACCCUAAACGAAAGACCUCUGGGAAAUGUAUGAUGCUACGACUCAAGGCAAUGCAUAAAAUGGUUGCAAGAUGUGUCUCACCAAGUUGUACCAUGAGAAUUACGCCGCAAGACUUUCUCAUCAUCAAGUCUACUGGCGUCGUUACAUUCACCGACAAAUAUAAGAAAGUGCAGAAGAGAGAAGGUCCUGUCUAUGUCCAUUUUCUCGAAGAAUGUUUGAAGGGCUACGUUGAGAACUUUAAGUAUGAAAACGUGACCGUAUCCGACGAUACGAAAAACAAUCUCACUACUGCACAAUGUAUCUUUUUGCUUUCGCUAGGAAUACCCAUUAUAUUGUAAAUAUGUUUUUCACUAUAUUACAGUAGCUAACUAAGUACUAUUAAUGUUUCUAUUACCAUUAAGGUCAAUCCAGCGCGUGAGGUUUUUUGUGCGUGUGUUUUGCCAAUUUUAUCGUUGUGAACAAUCGCUUUUUAACAUUGUAUAUUGUUUUACAUGUAAAUAAAAACAUCUAAACAGAAAUCCUAUUUUUUCUUAACCCUACGCAAUUAUAGCUACCUUUUAUCCUAUUUUACAAAAACCGUUAAAAGUCCAGCAUUGUUAUUUGCCCAAAGAUUUAGGGGCAAGGCGGUUUAUGAAAUCGCGCCCCUGACGGUACCAAAUUAAUAAAUUAGUUCCACCGACCAUCAUGACAGAGAAUCAGGGCAGAGGAGACUGGGAGUUAGAAGCUAAAUCACUGCUGCGGUAUAUUAGCAUUUCAUCCACAGAAAUAAAGGAGGUUUUAAUAUAGAAGGAGGGAAUAUUGGAGUUUAUUUUUUCAUCAAAGCAUUGCAAUUGCUAUGCUACUGCUGGAUUUACUAGAGAGGCGGAACAACGCUUACGCGCAAUUUUUAUACUGACUAUGUACAGGUCUGAAAAAGUACCCUAAAAAGAGUAUAUGAUAUAUGAUUUUCACACUUGAUGUUUUUGACUAAAGAAAAUUCUUUACUAUCAAUUAUAUUUCUUUGUAGUAAAUGAUUAUCGAAAACACAAUGUCCAGUGCAACAUACGUGUUCGAGUAAAAUUUUUAAAAAGAGUUAAAUUUCUCCGUAAUUAAUUCGAAAUCUUCUUUUGGAUGUACGCAUUCUCACUGUAUUUAAGAUCGGCGCAGUUUGCGCAUGACAUUUGAAAUCGGCUGGGUGAUUCUGGCUGAUUCUGGCUGAUUCUGGGUGGCUCUGGCUGAUUCUGGGUGGUUCUGGGUGAUUUUGGGUGGUUAUGGCUGAUUCUGGGUUGUUCUGGGUAGUUCCAUAGUUUAGUAAUACCGGUUGUUGUGCAACCUGGUGUACUAAUAGAAGUAAUUCAUAAAUAUACAGCAUUUGUUGUGCUACGCCACUUAUAUACAACUGUUGUACAAUUGUUGCUAAUAUGUUUAUGUUACUGAUUAAUUAAGAAACAAAAUAGAAACAAAAAAAUAGAGCAGAAAAGAUUACUGGUUCUACCCCACCAUUUCCUUUCAAAAAAAUGCUGCACCACGAAUACGGAAAGUCGUUUAGUUGGACAUUGAAGAAUGUAUUUGUAACUAUGCUAUGAGAUUCAGGAUACAGAUCCUAAAUAAUUUAACUUGAGAUGAACUGAAAAGCUAUACGACAGGAAUUGUUUUUUCUAAUAAAUUUAAGUGUAGAGCAACAAAUCACAAAAUUGUCUGCUUAGUAAAGAUUGGUAGCUAUGAAUGAUUCACUAAAAAAAAAAGAAGGAGAAAUACCUUUAUUAAAACAAUGUUAUUUCAAAUUAUGGCAAACCAUUAAAAUGUAAAACUUUUUAAACAACAGCAGAAAAAAAAACACAAACUUUUUGUUAACUUUACCAUCAUAAAAAUAGUUUCAAAACUUACCGUAACAUCGGAAUAAUGAUUGCGAAAUGUGUUUGUAGCUUGAACCUCCGAUCGAGCUACAGAAUAAAGAAUGUUCUUUAAAAAAUAAUAGUCAUUAAACACAGGGGAUAGAACCAUGUAAAGCUGUCUAGCAUCAUGUAAUAUGUUUCGGUAAUUUAAUCUUAUCUUUCAAAAAGUAAUUUAAAAGUUGGGUAAUAGGGCAAGGAAUAACUGCAUACAGUUAACCCCUGACAAGCGUAAUUCCAUAUGAUUGAAAAAAAGAGUUUAACAUGACAAAUUUUAUGUCAACAAGGAAAUAUACAAGGUUAGUUUUUCCCUGAGAAAGAGGGACACUUAUAUAUAUUUGGGAAUUGAGAAGGUUGGGUUGGAUUUGGGGAGGUGGGGGUUUAGUGGUGGUGUUGGUGUUGGGGAGGGGGGUGUGGUAGGUUGAAAGGAAAGGAAAGGAUACUUGAUGGAAGUAAAUUAUGAUACAUAUAAAACAUACCAAUUUUUUCAGGUAAGUCCAAGACUAAGAUAAUCAUGACGGAAACCAUGAGGUGAAACUAGUAGUAGAAUGUUAACAAAAAUAUUCAUCUCUUAUAAUAAUACGGAGAGUGUGUCUGUUUGUGUGUCUGUAACAGGCAAAGUUGAUAUCGUCAUUUUCCUUUGAUGUUGCCGAAAAAAAUCUUUGAUGUUGCCGAAAAAAAAUAUGUCUUCUUUGUCGUGAAAAGCCGCGAGUUUUGUGUGGUUUGUUAAAUGAAGUUCUAGCACAAAGUAACGGAAAUUGUGUUUGCAAAAAAGAUGGCUGUCCUUUUUAAGCAUUUGUCUUCUCUUGCCUUCAAAAUAAAUCUUUACAAAAGCAUUUAAAAAGGGGCAUAAGAUGCAAAUACUGAUUUUUGUUGAAUCAGAAGUAUUUCCUACAACCAUUUUUUUUUUACACUUUUGUGGAGAAAAAGUGUAUGCAAUAUCAUCAGAAUAACUGAUUUUGUUGCAAACUGUUUUUCUUUUUCACAUUGUUAUAAAGGGCAUAUAUCAAUAAACAUAUAUAUACCAAAAUAAUUAAAUUCUGCAAACUUUGAUUUUGUCGUUCACCUCUCAUCUUUUAUAUUUUGAUUAAACUUUUGAGGAAAACCAUAGGAAUUAUUUAGAAUUUGUAUUUUGUGUUGCAAAUUUAGUGCAAAAAUUUAACUGUUGUGAGGGAGGACCAUAUGCAAUUAUAUAUACUAAAAAUAAUAAUUUGAUAUUCUACAAGUUGUAUUUUUGUAUGCACUUAAAUGACUGCUUUUUCUGAGUUGAAUUUGAUGGGUUUCAUAUCAAUUUUGUGGAAGAUUUUAUGGCUGAAGACAAUAUAGAACAUGCCAAUUGAACUGAUUUUUGUUCAUAUUUUGAUUUGCUCCUCAUAAACCUUUGUGUUCUACAUUUAUUGUAAACUUUUGUGAGGAAGGACCAUAUAUAUAUACAAUGUUUUCAAAAUAAUGAUUUUUGUUGAUUUGAAAUUUACUCCUUGCUCAUUGCUUUUUCGACAUUUCAGGUUAAAAUGUUUGGUAAAGUCAGUACGGAUCAUUAGACAAAAAAUUGUUUUGUUAACCGGUUAAUUUUUACAUUUUGUGCAUAUUUUUGCGGAAGAGGAUAGUAUGCAACCGAAUAAAUGAUUUUUCAAAGUUUAACUUUUUGUUUUUAGGUGUUUCGUGUUUGUUUAAGUUUGGCUUUUUGAUAUUGUUCAGGUUGUAUUGUUGUAUAAGCAUUUAGGGAAAAGACAAUGUUUAAAAUGCGUAAAGAACUUAUUUCAUAGAUCUGUGCUUACUGUUGCAAGCCUUUCUUUUCGACACUUCAGAUUAAAAUAUUGAA
Messenger RNA from Hydractinia symbiolongicarpus, 8542 nucleotides. RefSeq lists its product as uncharacterized. Lineage: Eukaryota; Metazoa; Cnidaria; Hydrozoa; Anthoathecata; Hydractiniidae. The coding region runs from base 287 to 1651 and encodes 454 amino acids. The record is from RefSeq and is a predicted model, not a curated record. The transcript has 4 exons.